AUGUUGAGGCCUGGCAGGGACGCGCCGUCGGGCGGAGGGAGGAAGGCGGUGAGUGCGUCCCCGUUGCUCUCGCGGGGGCGGCGGGCGGUGCCGGGGCCUCCCUGCGAAGGGGGGAGCCGGGGCCUGCGGGAAGGAGAGGCCUGGCCCGGGUGUAGCGGAGUCCCCUUGGCAGCGCCGAAGGGCCAAUUUACAGACGAGCUCGGAGCGGAGACCCUCGGCUUUCCCCCAGCCCAGAGGAAUGGGAACCGGUACCGCGCGAGCGUCCCGUGUGCUGCUGCCACCGAGAAGAGCUGCCGGCCGCGCGCGCCCCGCGUGCGCCGCACCUCGUCGCUCGACACCAUCGUGGGCUCCUACCUGCUGGGGCAGUGGCCGCGCGACGCCGACGGGGCCGCCGCCUCCUGCACCAACGACAAAGCGACCCAGACUCCAGUGUCCUGGUAUGAAACAGAAGUGGGGAAAGCCAGCUCCAGUUCUCACAAGCGUUCGGCUUCUUGGGGUAGCACAGAUCACCGCAGAGAGGUAACAGAGACCGCUCCCGAUGACUCUCCUUCGGGAUUCCCUCCUCCAUCUCCCAUUCUGAGGCUCAGCCCCUGCUUGCACCGGAGCCUUGAGGGGCUGAACGAGGAACUGGAGGGAGUGUUUGUGAAAGAACAGGGAGACGAAGAGCUUCUGAGGAUCCUGGAUGUCCCGGAUGGCCACAGGGCGCCGGUGCCAGCGCAGAGAGGCUCUGGGGAUGCAGCGCUGGCCCUGGAGCCCAGCAGCAGCAGCUGCUGCAGCCUCUCUCUUUCCCCGUCCCCGUCCGUGCCCCUGCGCCUUUCCCCGCACACCCCGGUGAGGCCGGCGGCAGAGGAGCUCUCCCCUGCUACGGAUGAUUCUCAAAAAAACCCCUGUCUUCCUUUCCUCUUAGAGGGUGGCAGCCCUUCUCCAGUCCUGGCCUUUGCUUCUUCUCCUCGGCCCAACCACAGCUACAUGUUUAAACGGGAACCUCCCGAGGGAUGUGAGAAAGUCCGGGCCUUUGAAGAAGCUCUAUCCCCCAGCCCCGAUCCGACUUUCCAGCCUUCCUGCCCAGACAAGAACAAAGUGCACUUCAACCCCACCGGUUCUGCCUUCUGCCCCGUCAGCCUCGUGAAGCCGCUUUUCCCCAACGUGGGCUUCCUCUUCCGGGGCUUCCCUGCUGCCUCCAGCCCUGGCACGGGCUCCUUCACGUCCUGCCCGUCCUCGGCGCCCGCCCCGUUCCUCGGCGUGCGGAAGGACCCCGCCGUCGAUGGCUUCAGCGAGGCGCCCAAGUCGCCGUCGUUGAGCUACGAACACUGGAAGCGCGGCCAGUCCGACGAGAGCGGCGUCUUCCACAGCUCCCUCGUGGUGUGA
Molecule: messenger RNA, 1368 nt
Organism: Tinamus guttatus (white-throated tinamou)
Lineage: Eukaryota; Metazoa; Chordata; Aves; Tinamiformes; Tinamidae
Source: RefSeq, a predicted model, not a curated record